GGCCCUCAUACAGGAGGCAUGGCUGCAAGGGUUGCUAGGAGGGGGCAGUAUGUGAGACAGGGCACCAGGCAGCAUGCAGCCGCUGGUCUGAGGAGCUAGCACUCUACAUUCCUUUACUUCACAGCUUCCCACAUUUUUUUUUCUACUGUUGGAUAAGGUCUCCCGUCAUAAUGUCCAGCUCUGUUUCCCUCAAGGAGCUUUUGAACUUAGCCAUAGGUUCUCCUGAACUCGGGGCCGUCAACUUCAACGCCCUCCACUCUCUGCUCCAUGGUCUCCUGGAUCACCUACAGCUUGGGGAUGUACAAAGAAAACUGUCCCCGGAAGAGAGGGAGUUCAUCAAACCGGGGUCAGUUCCAGUGGAGGACAACAGCAGACCAUCCACUUUCUUCCACCAGCUACAGGAGAAAGUAUCCAAGAUGGAAGCCAGACUUCUCCAGCUAGAUUCUCUGCCCAGCUCUACCAGCCUUCUGCAAGGUAGCCAGUCGCAGAACAAGCCCGUGGAGGAGAUGUGGCAACUCAUGCAGCUCCAGAAACGGAUGGAGGUCAACGAAAAUGGAGUGACUAAGUCCAUGAGUGCCUUCCAGGAACUGCUCAGCACCUUCAACAGUCUCCAGCAAGUCAACAACAUGAUGCAAGAAAGAUUGGCCUCCCUCAAUGACCUGGUUACCAAGAUAAACAUUCAGGAGAUAGAGAAGAGACUGCAAGGCCUGGAGGGGCAGACACACAACAUUCCACUGCUUAUGGAAAAGACGGAGGGUCUACAGAAGAGACUGAACUCUUACCCUGACCCAGUAGAGCUGGUGACCUGGCCAUCGCUCCAUGACGCCCUGACCGAAAAGAGUUCAGACUGGGCUCUCAGCAACGACACAAAGCAGAAGAAUGUGAAGGAGGUACUGAACAGUUUGGGGACCCUCAGCAGCAGACACGAGGGGCUGCAGAAUCGAGUCCAGAGUAUUGAGGAAGAGCUGAAACGGUUGGACCUGCAGAUGGGUAAGAAAGGCAUUCCUGGAGAUUUGCUGCAGCAGUUACAGACCCUGAGUCAGGAUGUACAAAAACUUUUUAAUGAAAACAGAAAGGACAAGGUGGACAUCAAGGCCCUCCAGAAUGGCCUCCAUGAGUUAAACUUGGCCCUCCAGAAACUGGAAACAAAAACAGACAAACUGGCUGCAGACCUGUCAGAGACUGCGACGUUUCAGAGUCAGAUAGAUGAGCUGGAGAAGAAGAAGUUGAACAGGGAGGAGUUGGCGUUGGAACUUGAUUUGAAAGCUGACAAGCGGGCACUGGAAACCAAAGUAGGCCAUUCUCAGCUGGAGGCGGCUAUCGGUGGGGUCAAUGCAGUGCUGGAGGAUCUGAUCAAGAAACUGGCAAUACAGGAGUCUGAGUGGCAGAAUAUGCUACAGAAACUGCUUGCUGAGCUGGAGACCAAGCUGAGCCGAUCAGACUUGGACUCCAUAUACAAAGACCUGGAAGAGCUGUGGAGGUUCCUCAAGAAGCAUCUCAGCACCAGACAAGCCUUCGACCCGGACGGAGCCGCUGGAUUUAGGAAGAAACUAUUCGAGAGAGCCAAAUGCAUUUCUUGUGAUCGGUCGGUCAUCAUGGCAACAAAGCCGCACCUUGUCACAGUUCGCUCAGCCACUCUGAUCCCCCGGAACCGGCAAGGAGAAUUCGGCAAUAACGGUGACCCCCAACAGAUAACAGACCCAGAAUUUCAGUACACAGAACCACCAAGACCCCACACCGCCUGCUCCCUUCACAGAAAGACAUCCCGCAGCCAGAACCUGUCCACUGUUUUCCCCUAUGGCGACCCGGUACAGAUCCAGUACAAAAACAGUGUGUUUGACUUGAUGGGAAUUGAUGGCGCCAUGUACAAAGGCCGAAUUGAUGCAAAUUUUACAAAUAACAUUCCAGAAAGGGAAGCGGCAGUGAAAACGCCUCAGCCUCCGUAUAGGGCAUCAAUAGAGAGGGCCCGUUCUGCCGCCCCGCACUUCAGAAGUCACAGCGCCUCCAACACACGUACACCAUAUCACUCCGCACGGACAACCCGCACCGACAUACAAGUGCCAUCAACCCCGGACACCUCACCACCCACAUUCCAUAUGCCAUCUGCCGCAGAGACCACUGAUUUAUUCCAGCACCCAAUUACCAGUGAUGAGCAGUGGGGUGACCCUUAAAGAAGGCUGGAAGACCAACAGAUGGGCUAAUGACCAAAAAUCUCCCAAUGUGACUGGCACUGGGCGUUCUGUCACGUGGAUUUUAAAUCUUUAUUUUUUUUUUUUUUUCCUCUCCUUUGUAUAUAUUCAAUAAAUCCAAAGUUUAUAUCUUGA
Molecule: messenger RNA, 2324 nt
Organism: Rana temporaria (common frog)
Lineage: Eukaryota; Metazoa; Chordata; Amphibia; Anura; Ranidae
Gene: C6H16orf96
Product: chromosome 6 C16orf96 homolog
Exons: 17
Coding region: 171-2171 (666 amino acids)
Source: RefSeq, a predicted model, not a curated record